Marasmius oreades (fairy-ring Marasmius) is the source of this 948-nucleotide messenger RNA. RefSeq lists its product as uncharacterized. Lineage: Eukaryota; Fungi; Basidiomycota; Agaricomycetes; Agaricales; Marasmiaceae. The coding region runs from base 11 to 421 and encodes 136 amino acids. The record is from RefSeq and is a predicted model, not a curated record. The transcript is spliced from 3 exons.
AUUCCCCGCCAUGUUCAGUCCGUUGUCCCCCACGAUCAACCUUCAUGCACGAUCACAUUCUUUGCCCAAAUCACGUAGUUCAGCUCUUCCACUCUCAACGACCACCCAACAGAUUUCGGAAAACAUCAGCACAGCUACUCGUACUGCAGUCUCAUUAGAAUAUGCUUCUCUCAUAGCCAAAUCACAUUGUCCCCUUGGGAUGUACAUAAUGCCCUCUACAGAGAGUAUCAUGAUAUGGGAUGGUGUUCUUUUUGUUCAUCAAGGUUACUACUCAGACGCCAUCCUCAAAUUCAGGAUAUCGUUCCCAUCCAAAUACCCAGAAAGACCACCGAAAGUGCAGUUCAUCACCGAAGUUUUCCAUCCAUUGGUCGCUACAGACGGGACGCUCAGCUUGACACCCCAAAUCCGCACUUGGCUGUGAUUCAUUUGGCCUGUCUCCAAACUAAUGACACACCGUACUGACUCCUUUUUCGUGAAGGCCCGGACAACAUCAUAUAUUCGACGUACUACAUUUCAUCAAAGCUGCGUUCAAGUCAUACACAAUAGAGAAGCUCGAAGAAGGAGAUUGCUUCAACAAAGAGGCAUAUCGGUGAGGAAUCCGGUCGGUUCUUCAGAACAACAUCCUCAUAAAGUCAUGUAGGCUGUUUCAUGAUUCUACUUCAUCAUUUGUGGCGCUGGCGUCCCAGUCAGCUUCACUGUCAAAGUCUUCCUCAACCCUGUUUGACAUAGACCAACCAACGGUGACCUCAAAAUCGACGCAUAGUAUGAAAUUCUCCGAGUUGGAACCGAAGAUUCUCAAACAGGAACGGGAAAAGUACGGCCUGAAAGAUUGGGAUACGGAGGAUGGAAAGGAGGAAAGUAGUAGUCUCAAUCGCGUAUAAUUUGAUGACAUUCUACCUGCAGUCUCGAGUUACUUCAUGUUGCAAUGCUAUGAUUUGGUGAGAACCG